CAUGAUGUUUCAACAUCAUUUCCAUUACCUCUAGGACCAUCACCAUGGCCAAUAUUGGAUAGCAUACCAGAUUUACUUAGAAAUAAACCGAGUUUUAAAUGGAUAUUAGGUUUCAUGAAUAAAAUAAAUAUUGAAAUUGCAUGUAUUCGUCUUGGGCAUGUUCAUGUAAUUCCAGUGACUUCUCCAGAAAUUGCUCGAGAAUUCUUGAAAAAACAAGAUGUGAUUUUUGCAUCAAGGCCUAUAACGAUGGCUACUGAGUAUUCUAGUCGUGGGUUCUUAAUUGUUGUUAUUACACCAUGGGGUGAACAAUGGAAGAAAAUGAUAAGAGUUGUGACUUCCGAAAUGGUCAGUCAUGCGAGAUUGAAAUGGCUUCUCCAAAAGAGAAAUGAGGAAGCUGACAACCUUGUGUUCUAUUUACACAAUAAGUGCAACAAAAACUCAUUGAAUGGAGGUCAAGUGUUUAAUUUAAGAUUACUAACUAGGCAAUUCAGUGGACAUGUAAUAAGAAAAAUGAUUUUCAACAAAAUGUAUUUCGGAAAAGAUAGAAAAGACGGAGGACCCUGUAUUGAAGAGAUUGAACAUGUUAAUUCAGCUUUUAUUGUCCUAUAUUAUAUUAAUUCAUUUGGUAUACAAGAUUAUUUGCCUUACUUGAGAUGGUUAGAUUUGGAUGGUCAUGAAAAGAUUGUCAAGAGAGCAAUGGGGGUUGUGAAUAAGUAUCAUGAUCCAAUUAUUGAAGAAAGGAUUCAACAAUGGAGCAAUGGAGGGAUGGAGAAUAAACUGCCUGAGGAUUUGCUAGAUGUGCUUAUAUCACUUAAGGACGAACAUGGGAAUCGACCUAAUUUGAAGGAGGUUGACUUGGGAUUUUAUUCUAAUAGUGGUACCGCUUUGAGACCAGCUGAUAUACUUGUUCAUAAUUUGGAUAAUGGACGUGACAUAUGCUUUGAUGUUACUGGUGUCUCACCCUUUACUAGAAGUGGGGUUCGUAACUUUUCACAUGGGAUUGCUAUCAAGAAUGUUGUUUCUAAGAGAAGUGAUAUGUAUUUGGAGAAGUGUACGACACAAGGGUUCGGUUUUGGGGCACUUGUUUUCACUACUUUAGGGGAGCUUGGUGAUGAUUUCACAGAGCUCCUGAAGCGCCUGCGUCGAUAUAUUGCUAGUUAUGAUGUUAAUGUGCGAGUUGAAAAUUUCUCUUUCAUAGAUUAG
This is a messenger RNA of Papaver somniferum (opium poppy), 1203 nucleotides long. RefSeq names its product isoleucine N-monooxygenase 2-like. The record is from RefSeq and is a predicted model, not a curated record. The transcript is spliced from 2 exons. Lineage: Eukaryota; Viridiplantae; Streptophyta; Magnoliopsida; Ranunculales; Papaveraceae. The annotation marks the transcript as partial. Gene Ontology annotation, molecular function: iron ion binding; monooxygenase activity; heme binding.